AUGGCGGACUUUUAUGUGCGAGCAGCUCGAGCUCUGCAAGAUAUUCUUGCACAUCGUGACUCUAUCAAGGGGGCAACAUCAGAAAGAGCAAAUAUAAAUGAUUCCAAGAGGUUGAUGGCACUGGUUGUGCAUACAUUAGCGUACCGUGACGCCCUUCAGCAUGUACUCUCUGAAGUAGAUAUUUCAAAGAAAGAAUCCAAAUGGUUUGGCCCAAAGUCAUCGAUUAAUCGCAUUGAAGGUUCUCUUUCAGAUCCACCCCUUACCCAAUGUUUAAUGGUCUUACUUGCUCAUGACCUCUUACUUGCUCCGCGAGGGAUCCAGGCAGCCAAAGCUUGGCCGCCACGUGUGAGCAUUGAAAAAUACAAGUCUCAACUACACGCUUCGUUGGUAAAGUUACAGAUUCGUCGAGGAAAACGAAGUGUAGAAGAGCUUCGCAGUGGUGAAGCUGGAAGGAAAGUUGCUGCUCGUAUCCCAAGGUGGUGCCGCAUUAAUACACUUCACAAUGACGAGCAAGCAGUGUUGGGACAACUGAAGGACGCAGGAUUCCAACUUGUUGACCAAUCCUACUUGGAGAAAGAUUUUCAAUUUACCCGAUCUCAGCAUGUUGCCAACGUCCUAGCAUUCCACCCAAAAGCUACAUCAAAGCUAAUGACACUGCCAGUUUUCCGCAACGGUGGCCUUAUAUUACAGGACCUCGCUAGCUGCUUUCCAGCUGCUGUUCUUGACCCAUCCAAAUGGACCUAUGAUCAAGUGGAUGCCCUCGAUGCUACUUCGGCACCAGGGAACAAGACCAGCCAUUUAAGUGCAUUGAUGAAGGGGACGGGAUCACUGACUGCACUCGAAUUAGCGCCGAACAGAUUCCGCACUCUAGUUAAAAUGCUUGGCCGUGCAGGCUGUUUAAAAACUAAUGGUGGAAAUGUGCAGCCAAAGAACGAAGACUUUCUCAAGAUAGAGCCUUCUACGAUCGUUCGAUGCAUACUUCUGGACCCUAGUUGUUCAGGGAGUGGGAUUGUAAAUCGCUUAGACUACUUGAUGAGCCAGGAUGAUGAGCAGGACAAUCUGGAACAGGUCGUCCCAGGGGAUGGACAACCUGAUCCUAACUCUUUGCGACUUUCAAACCUGGCAGCCUUACAGCUACGCAUGAUACGACAUGCUAUGUCUUUUCCCAGUCUGGAGCGCUUUACAUAUUCUACUUGCUCAAUUUAUGAAGAGGAAAAUGAGCAGGUGGUACUUGCCGCCUUGUCGUCUGUGGAGGCGAAAGAGGGUGGAUGGGCCUUAGCACCGCGUGAUGAGGUUCUUCCAUCCUGGUCAGAGCGUGGUCGAUUGGAAGCUUGUAAUGGUAAUCAAGAUGUGGCUGAGAGUCUCGUGCGUUGUACUCCAGGCGGGCUAAAAGAAUGCGACGAAGGUAUCGUUCAUGUUGAGGCCACGAAUGGAUUUUUCGUUUGUUGCUUUGUA
Messenger RNA from Malassezia sympodialis ATCC 42132, 1455 nucleotides. Lineage: Eukaryota; Fungi; Basidiomycota; Malasseziomycetes; Malasseziales; Malasseziaceae. The record is from the annotation of a RefSeq genome assembly.